Molecule: messenger RNA, 1676 nt
Organism: Aspergillus alliaceus
Lineage: Eukaryota; Fungi; Ascomycota; Eurotiomycetes; Eurotiales; Aspergillaceae
Product: battenin family protein
Exons: 3
Coding region: 132-1535 (467 amino acids)
Biological process (GO): regulation of intracellular pH
Cellular component (GO): membrane; vacuole
Source: RefSeq, a predicted model, not a curated record
CACGAAGUGCGCAGGCUUAGCCGUCAUGCCAGUUCCAUCUUCAUACCAAAGUCGAUGCCCUGUAUCUAUAUACUUCACCAAGUAGAGAACUAACCAAUUUUCUACCAAUUGCCCUCAUUCUUUCUUCUGUUAUGCCUAGGAUCCCCGAAUCUGAGGAGACAAGCAUGUUGCCUCUCCCUGGAACCCCUUCUGCCUCAUGGGCUAGAUUCCGCGCGCGGCUAAGUGCUUUAUUUAGUGGCGCUGACCCCAGGGUCUGCGUUGCAUUCUGGCUGUUUGGCCUGAUCAAUAAUGUUCUUUAUGUCAUUAUUCUCUCCGCUGCCCUUGAUCUAGUCGGUCCUAGUGUGCCCAAAGGCGUGGUUCUUCUCGCGGAUGUUAUCCCUUCUUUCGGGACUAAGCUCGUUGCUCCGUACUUUAUCCACGUGGUGCCGUAUUCGGUACGGGUGGUGAUAUUCGUGCUCCUCUCAGCAAUUGGGAUGCUUCUCGUUGCUUUGAGUCCUGGCUACGCGGACGGCGGUACAAUAUCUAUCAAGAUUGCCGGGAUUAUCCUCGCCAGCCUGUCCAGUGGAGGCGGGGAAUUAAGCUUCCUCGGACUGACACACUACUACGGUCCGUUUAGUUUGGCGGCCUGGGGAAGUGGAACUGGGGCUGCGGGGUUGGUUGGGGCUGGUGCAUAUGCACUGGCAACUACUUCUUUAGGCCUGAGUAUCAAGACCACUCUCCUAGCGUCCGCUUGUUUACCGACAGUGAUGGUAGUGAGCUUCUUUACCAUCCUGCCGAGAUCCCCUGUACACCAUCCAUUGUCGGCCGCACAAGCUGGCUACCGCGCUGUCGGAACCCCGGAUAGGCUUGCGGAAGAACGGGCACUUGGUGAUGAUCGCGAUGAAGCAGUCAGUGAAGCUGACGGCCUUCUUACUUCCUCUAUAUAUUCCUUUGAGAGCCAGAAAGUGACUCAGACCGAGAGUGGGAGCCUCCGAUGGCUGCAAAUCAAAGCAAAUCUGCAGCGUGCAAAAGGGCUUUUCUUCCCUUUCAUGCUCCCAUUGCUUUUGGUCUACGUUGCAGAGUACACCAUUAACCAAGGGGUGGCCCCAACCUUACUCUUUCCGCUGAACGAGUCUCCUUUCACACAUUUCCGCGCAUACUACCCGGCGUAUAACGCAAUCUACCAGGUUGGGGUGUUUAUCUCACGCUCAUCCACCCCGUUCUUCCGCAUCCAUGAUUUAUACUUCCCAUCGCUCUUGCAGGUAGUGAAUCUGGUGGUUUUGACUUUUCAUGCUCUGUUCAAUUUUAUCCCUAGUGUGUACAUUGUCUUCGUGAUCAUUUUCUGGGAGGGACUCCUCGGUGGACUGGUUUAUGUCAACACGUUCGCUGAGAUUGGGGAUCGCGUGCCGCAAGAGGAUCGAGAAUUCUCCCUGGGAGCUACGACCGUCAGCGAUUCCGGCGGGAUCUGUAUUGCCGGCUUUGUCAGUAUGAUUUUCGAGGUUUGGCUGUGUGACUGGCAAGUCGCGCAUGGAAGAGAUUAUUGUCGGAAGCUAUAGCUGUGGAUUUGGGGUGUUUCGUAUAACUAUAAUAAUACCGAGUUACCAGGUCGAGCAUGUAAAUAGAUGUAAAGAAAAAGAGAAAAUGAAAAGAAACAAAAAAAUGCAAAAGAAAGGGAGAUUAUAUAAGACUAAGGGUGG